This is a messenger RNA of Styela clava, 8597 nucleotides long. RefSeq lists its product as uncharacterized. The record is from RefSeq and is a predicted model, not a curated record. Gene Ontology annotation, molecular function: zinc ion binding; nucleic acid binding. NCBI's taxonomy places the organism in Eukaryota, Metazoa, Chordata, Ascidiacea, Stolidobranchia, Styelidae.
GCGUAAGAAUUACAUCUAAAAAAAUUAUUUGGCACACUUUUUUAAAAGUGUGAAGGUGGAUAUUCAAAAUGUAGAACAAAAGUUUACUACUUUUACAAGAUCGUCAUCAAAUUUUGCCAAGUAAACUUCCGCCCCUAGUAGAAGGAAAAUGUUAACGUUCGGUAACAAGAUCGGGAUAUACGAGUGGUUUCAACAAAUUCAAGGAUGGAAUCGAAUGGAUUUUUUAUGUAAUUUAAUUCACCUUUGCAAUCCUUUUGAAUUGAGAUUUAUCGGAUCAUGCAUAGAAGAUAUAGCACAAAUGGAUUACAAUUGCUUGAGAGAUCAGGAAGGUAAAGCUAACAGUGCAGAGCAUCUCGAACAUUUUAUCAACAAAUGUUCAUCUGUUGAUGAAUUCAGAAGUCAUAUUUCUGUUUGUAUUUCUCUGCUGCGAUCUUCAAACUAUAAAGUUGCCAGCAAACUUGCAGAACUUCUUGAUGACAAACUGGACGGUUUGAACCUCGAGCAUCUGAUGCAAGCUGGCUUAGAUGCUGAAGUUGAACAAUGGUUAUUGAUGCUAACUCUCGCAUCUUAUCAUCCUGCUUUCAGUUUUGAAAAGAAACUCAACUUCAAACGCAAACUGUCAGAAUAUGAGAGAUUAAACAAGAGAGAAAGAAAGGGUUCUAGAUUGUAUAGAGGCCAUCGAUAUCCUCAAUCUCAGCAUUCUGCAUCAAAGUACAAUGACUGUGAAGAAUCUAAUUGGAGGACAGAUUUUAAUCCUUCCGCUAUCCAGCCUUUCCAUCAACAUUAUCCUAAUAUGCAUCAUCAUAGAAGCUACGGCCACGGUGGUUACUCAAACUUUCAGCCAGAGGCUUUCGGCCCUGGUAACGGACCACAAGGGGUAUUUCAAGAAGGCUUUUCGAGGUCGUCAAACUUUAUGCAACGGCCGACAAACUUUCCAAAUAAUUUGAUGCAACCGUCCGGGAUGGGGGAUACAAACUUUUACGAAAAACAAAUGGAUUAUAAAAUGCCGCCCCCGCCACAACAUUUAGUAAACUUUCCUCCAAAGCCGGACUUUAUGUCUACGGGAUUUACUAGACCUCCCAGGCAAGAAAGGAGGCUGCCUCAUGCCGGUAGACCUACUCAAGUUUCUCCAACUUUAUGGAAUGAACCCACUAAUAACAUACGGAAUUCUAUACCUGCGCAAUCAUCUAUAUUUCCGUUGAGUACGGUGUGCAAUAUUGCCGAACAAAACACCACUGUUUCAACUGUACAAUGUUCAAAUGCUGCUUCUGCCAAUUCUCUGCAAGUAUCAACAAAUGUUGUUUACCAAGCUCAACCACGAUCCACUGCUCAAACAACAAACUCCAGUGACAUUUCAACAAGCUCAGCAAAACGACAUUUUAUCACAAUUCCAAUCUCCGAGAAACCAGACAAUCAGUCUGAAACUGUUUCAAAUAGAACUCGAUAUGAGACACAAAAAUCCUCACUACAUAAUAAAAACAAUUUUAUGCCAAACCAUCCAACUCAGAGGCAUACGGAAUAUAUCAAAUUACCACCUAAGAAAAGCUACAGUGGGAACAUCGAUUUUUCACGCAAAAUCCAAUCUUCUGUUACUGCACCAGCGCUGUCCAUCAAUGAACAAGAGAAAGAUGUGCCACCAGAAUCUUUUCCAAACUCAAAUGAAGCAAGUUUUGUUGGUUCAAAAACUGAAAGUGUCGGAAGCCUUUUUCAACUUGAGUCUGAAGAGGAACUAAGGCCAGUAAAAGUGUCUGUAAAAAUACCUCAAAAGAGCAAGAAAGAAGAUGCAAGGAUGAGAAAUGCAGCUUGCUUCAAUUUAAAAGUUGAUUGGAGCGAUGGAACAACCACUGAUUGUGAAAAAAAUGUUGAUGAAAUGAUCAGCUUCUAUAAACAGAUGGUUGGAAAACUUGGCAAAUCCAGUUCAAAUACUGAAUUUUUAAUGAAACACAACAACAAAAUAGUUGAAAGAAGGAAAGAAUUGGAAGCAGUUUUCAGUGAGAUUUUAACAUCUUCGUCCUCGAAUAUUGCCGAUGUCGUUUCGUUCUUCAAAAUGCCAAGUAAUAAUUUUAUACAAGCAACAUCAACUCUACCAUUGAAAAAAAGAAAAAUGAAAUCAGGGCCAAAAUAUGUGGGAGGGAUUGCAGAAGGCAGCAGUAGUGCCAGUAGUUCAUCGUCUUCCACAGCAUCUCCUCCUCUGUCUCACAAUUCAAGAUCUCAACUACUUCCUGCACCAACAGCAAAUCGUCCUGAAAUGUCAAUUUCACCGCUUUCAAAUAAUGGAGGGAAAUCUGCCAGCUCUGUAUUAUCAUCUCCCGCAUCACUGGCUACAUCAACAACAACAACAUCAUAUAUUGACGAUGAUGAUGACGAUGAAUAUGCAACCAGUGGAGACAGCAGUGAUCCAAGGAAUGAUCCUUAUUUAAAGUUAUACUACUGGCUUCAUGACCGAAGUCUAUCGCAUCUCUAUACUCAUUUAAAGAAACAUACUUUUCAACAGUUCUGUAAACUGAGGAAAUCUCAAAUUGAAUCUAUAACCAGUAUUGGAACAGAGGAAAAAGCAAUUCUCAACCAACAUCUUGCUAAUAUGACUGGCAAUAAGAGCGAUACUCUGCCACUCGAAAUAGAUAUGGGAAUGUUGAGCUUAGCCACAGCAUCCUCAUCAAAUAGUGAGAUGAAUUUAUCUUCUGCCAAUACUCUCAUCAAAUCUGACUAUCAAAAGAAGUCUCUUGAUAUCAAGUCAAUAUUAGAUGAAAUAUCGAGAAACAGGUCAGAGGAUGAAAAAUCCGGAUCAACAAGUCAUUCUGUUCCUUUUGAAAUUCCGAGCUCGAGUAACGACGGAGAUCAAGUGGCUGCCAGUAAUUCAUGUUUCUCUUUCGAAUUCGACUCAACCGCUGCAACCGUAGAAACGACACCUCGUUCGUCAAAACCAGCAUCUGAAAAUGAAGCAGAUAUCAUCACAAAGGAUGCUCCGUUUCAAUCUCAUUUAGGAAAUAACCGUCCUAUUGAACCAGGAAGGGCGUGGAGUCAAACUGAUAUUUCUCCAAAUGAUUGUCCGCAAACAUCCAAUGCGCAACUGUAUUUUACAUCAAAGUCCGCUCCUCCUUUUCCACAAAUGACCUAUUAUGCCAAAAUCGUCCGUCCGGAAACUUUUCCAAUCAACCCAGUUGUGCCAAUAUUGGGGUGUUAUCAUCAACCACAGACUGUUACCAGCAGACCAUUGCAUAUACCCCACACUGGUACCACUCCUGUUCCAACACCUGUCCCAGAUCCAAUUCAAAGUGGCGCAAUAACACUACCCCCGUCCACAAUGGGAGUAAGACCUCCACAAUAUGCAUAUACAGUUUCCACAGGCGUCCCACCUAUGACAAGUGAGCCAGCGAUAAUGUACACAGUGCCUUAUUAUUCUGUGUAUACCAUGACAUCACCGAACUCUGCAGCACAAAACACAUUACAGCCACGAGAGAAUGAAUCAAAUAAACACUUGACAUCGUCAUCCUCUAGUGAUCAGGAUUCUGCCCCAAAAGACUUACCACUUAUCUCUGCUGAAACUGUGGUGGCAAAUCGUCCUGGUGUCGGCCACACUAGUUUUUACUAUAAUCCCGCCCCGCCUGCUUAUAUUUCAGGCUCGUUUUCAUCUGUACCACCUCAACAGAACCAAUUUGAUUUUGUUCAAACCAACAAUAACAUUUUGCAGCAGAAUAAUAAUUAUAGUUUGCCAAAUGGAUAUGCAGAACCCAGUCCUAGUGUUCCUCUUAGCCCACCUAGCACAUUAAGUGGAAAUAGAGGAACACUGCCUGCAGAGUCUAGCACGGAUGUACAUAAGAAAAUUCCGUCGACAUCAUGUUACAAUUGUGGGAGACAUGGACAUGAAGCUGCUGCAUGUACCAAACCUAUUGCUGCAGAAGUACUUGAUUUUCAGCUAAAGAUGUCACAGCCUUGAUAAACGACCUCAAGACGUUUACUAGAACAAUUAUAAAAAAAAAUUAAGAUCAAAACUAUGUGCCGAUGAAAGAUUUUACCAUUUUAAGUGCCAAAAUGUGUAAAUAUGAUCACACUGGUCAGCCUGAAAGUGUUUCUGAUAAUACACACCAUGAUACCAGUAUAUGAAUUAUAUCAACAAUAACAUAAGCAGGUCAUCAAAUAAAGAAGCAUUUUGUUUUUUCUGCCUCUGACAGAAUUUUAGUCCAAUUUUAUUGUUAUGUUCCUAUGGUCGUGAGAGUUUCGAACCCGUAUUUUUCAGCUUCGUAAUGACCAAUUUUAUUAUAACAUAAUGGACACAAGCCACUGUGCCUUCUUUGCCGCAAUGAUGCGAAUGCCGUUUAAUGCUGACUCAUUUUACCUGGUUGUCAGCUUUUUAAAUUUGAAGAACACUUAUUUCCACUAUUUGUUUCAUGGCGUUCUAUUAUUUAAUGGUUUACUGUUUAGAGAAUACAAGGCAGUUUUUUUACUGAUAUAUACAAUGUAAUUGCCCUGUUGGGUACAUAGACGUACAACAUUGAUACAUAGAACCGACUCUCUAGUUCAUACUUCCACAUUCGGAUGGUUGCUAAAACAUUUGCCAAACAAUUAUGAUAAUUUUGGUGCUGCGAAAUGAUUUAAAAAUUUAGAAACAUAAUUUUUAAAUUUUCAAAAGAAAUAUUUGGUUAUUAGCCAAAUGCCAAAUGUAUACCAUUACUCAAACUGUUUUCCUGUUUGUCUGUUUUCAUUCUCACAAUAACAAAUAUUGCUGCAUACUUUGUUUCGUUAAUACUCGUUGCAAGAUUACUUAAGGUGUCUUUUUUUUCUUGAGAUUUGAAUAAAAUGCUGAAUUGUAAUAAAGUAUUCAGACUAAAUGAAAGCUGAAAGCUAUUUACUGAAAAAAAGUGAAAAUUUUGUGUUAUUUUCCAAUCUAUUCCUAUGCACGAGGAAUAAAAGCCAUUAUUGGGGCUUUGUGCAACAGUUUUAUUUUCAGUGAUAAAAUUUCAGCCUGCUCAGGUAUUUGAAAGCUUGGUUAACUAUUUCCAACACCUAAUAGGAUAGACAUUCUAUGUAAAGACUAUGUUUUGUCAUUGGAAUAAGCUUCCUUUCCAUUUCUUAUUCCUCAAUGCAAUUAUCUUAUUCUCCAUAUCAUUGAAUUGAAAUUGAAAAAAUGCUCUUGGAAUUAGUCACAUUUUUUAGGAAGGGAAAAUAUAUAACGAAUUUUUUUCGUAUUUCAAGUUUUAAUUUUUUUGAAACAAUGGUAUUUUGAAGCAUCCAUGGAUUCUAACAAAUAGAACUUGAUAUUUUCUCCAUCUCCACUUUUCAUGACUUACAAAGCAUAAUAACAAUUAGUUGGAUUAAACAAAGUGUUUGAACUGAAACUGUACCUCGAUUGUACCACUUGGUGUAUUAAUAACUAAAGAGUUUCAAUUACUAUAUAUAAAAUGAUUUGACACGUACCACCUAGCUCUCUAUCUGCAGCAUUCAUACAUUGUUAGUGCCAUAGGUCUGAAUAUUUUAUUUGCUGCUAUACCUCUGCAGUCACCUCAGAUGCAAUUUUGGAAUUUGAAAAAGACGAAUUUAUUUCAUCAUAACACAAUUGAUCAUUAAGGACAAAUGAACAAACAUUUCAAUAGUAUUUACAUUGUAGUUUUUCUAAUAAAUAAUUCUAGUGAGUAAAAUUUAAUUUGUAACAAGCACUGCCUUGCUAUUCUUUUGCAUGAUUACUAUUUAGAAGGUGUGUUUCAGAGUCACCACUCACCACUAACAAACUCCUAGAAGCUGAUUCAAUAUUAUGUUCCAAAAUUGCUUUAUCAAACUUUUCAUUGAAAUUGUGAUUUUUUGUAUAUGGAAAUUUGGAAAAGAUAUUAUGGUUGAAAUAUAGAAAAAUUAUCCCUGAGCAUUUCAAUUUUAUUAUAAUUAUAGAAUUAGAAAAAUAUUUGUGAAAAUGACCUUCGAUUUAUGGCUCUUAUGGUAAUAGCUAGCGUAAAUACAUAAAUCAACGUAACGGAUUACCAUGCAAUAGAAUCAAUAUUAAUCACCCAUUUGGGUAGUAAACAGGUAUUGCUGAACUCUUUUCUGUAUUAUUUUUAGUUUGUUUUUAAUAUUUUAUCUGUAUUGACAUUUUAUUUCACGACAGUAAACGCUGUGUGAAAUAAGAUUGCUGUCCAUGACAAUCAUCUUUUAUGUAAUUUCCCCACAUUCAUGUUAGAGAUAUUGAGCAUUUUUAUGAUAUAAAUUUGCAAUUAUUAUCGAUUUCCAUCAUCCAUUGUUUGAAAAUUCUAUUUUGAAAUUUUGCUAGUUUCAUCAAAUUGCGUUAUUGGGUGUAUGUCUAUUUUCUGGUGAACUUGUUUGGUUUUCAAUUUCAAUGAAUAUUUAAUAUACCUUGGUGUUUUUUGUGAAAUUAUAUUUUUUUGAACUUAACAUAUAUUUUUGUUCAUUUUUGAAAAACAAUAAAAAAAAUCUGACUGAACAAUUUUGUGACAAAAUUCCUCAGGAACGUUUAGGAUCAUAAUAUUUUGAGCAAUUUUUGACGAAAUAAAUAUUUUUUCGAAAUGUUUUAAAUUCAUUGUUCAUUUUUUGUUUACAAAUUUUUCUAUAUUUAUUUUAUUUGCUAUUUUUGUUAGCAUGGUGCCACAACAUUGACUUAGGUAAUAUUUUCUGUGUCAAUAACGUAUCCAAUAGCGAAAAAUAAGUAUUUGUGCCAUAUCUUGUAAUCUUUUCUAAUACCACCGCUGCUAAUUUGCUUAAUUGCAAUAUAAGUCGAGCAUGGAAAAAAUUAUAUUUUGCUACCGAUAAAGAAGAUAAAAAUAAUAGUUCUAAAUUGUAUGUGGAUUAUGCCUAGGAAAGUGCCUUUUUUCUGCUCGAACCACGCUUAGUACUUUCUAUCCAAUAAACUGCCGAACUAAUAUUAUAAAGCCCUGGCUCAAAACAAUUGAGUUACUCUCAAUUUACUUUUUUCUCACUGUGUUUUUGCCAUUGAAAUGUUCCAAAGUUCCUGUUUUUUACCUACAGUUUUGUUGUAUUGAUUGACAUUACCGUGAUUUCUGAGAGUAUACAAAGUAGGAGAUAACACGCCCAUUAUAAUACAAUAAUAAUUGCCUUUUAAUGCAAUGCUUGGUAUAUGGCUUAUGCUCUCUAUUACACAAUGGGCCAAUAUUACCUGCAGGAGAACAGUAUUUAUAUAUCUUUGUCAUUUUCCAUCAACAUUUAAAUCAAAUUAAUUUCGUUAGUGAUAUUCAGACAUAAUUAACUUGUGUCUAUUGCAGUGGUUUUCAACUGGGCCAGUACAGUCAAGGGUUUGCGUGUUUUCAUUAAAAUUUAUGUUUAUUGUUCAAAUAUAAUCAAAUACCUAUUACUAUUAAACAUGCUACAUAUCGAAGAUAAUUUUUUUCAAUAUUAUCAAUCGUUUAUACAAUUCAACAAUAAAAGACAAUUAAACUAUUGUAUUUUAAAAACCACUCGUGCAUAGUAUGCGAUAGACUUGUCUGCAAAAGUUAUUUGUUACGUAUGUUUCCAUAUUCUGUAAUGAACUUAUUUCCCUCCUUCAUACGUUUGUAAGAUCAGUUGAAUUUUGAGAAAUCCGUUUUCAAUGGUGAACCAUUUUUGCUUGGUUCCCACUCUUGAUUUUUGCUGAAGGUGCUUUUUAUUAGGUGGAGGUAGAUUGUAUUUAUGUGAAUUGAUAUUACAGCAAUUAUAAUACUUGCUACUUGCACCUGACUGCUUUUUUCUUUCUACCUAUAGUUAGACGUUUGAUUUAACAUUUUAUUUUUGUUUCUGUUAUCUACUUGGAAAUAUUUGACUUGUUAGCAUAUUUCUUUUUUUUUCCUGCUUUUGAAACAAACCAUUAUUUGUUAACAACUGUGAUUUUAUGACAUCACAAUACUUCACACUACCUGCUGUACCUGACAAACAUUUUCAAAUUCACCAAAUGGGUGGAGAGCAGGAAUCGCCACAUGAAACUAUGUAAAUAAUCCUAUAAUGCCUCUUCUUUCUAUUUGAUUUUUGCAAAGCUAGUUUAAAACAUUCAAAUUUGUCAUUGUAAGGAGUUAAUAAAGCUGAAUGUAAAAGGUAACUAUGCCCAAUUUGAAAAAAUUAGUCCAACUCAAUGAACAAUAAUUUCAGAAUUACGGAAUCUUAAAAGUUCGAUAUAAGUCCAAAACCAUGCAGUCUGUUUAAUUUAAGGUUUUGAUUUUCGACAUAUUAUAAUAAUAUUACAUGUUGAAAGUUUGGAAUAAACCGCUGUGCGUUUGCAUAUUUCAUUGGUCUGAUAUUUUAAUAUUAUCCUUAUAAACGCUUUUACUGUUUCAUCCAUUAUAAUCCUGUAUUAAUUUCGUCUUCGGUUUGGCACUGGUACCACAUGUUCAACCUGGAGCAAUAAUUUGUUGUUUUACAUAAAUUCGGACAAGUGUUUACUAUUUUAAAAUGGCCACAUUUAAUUUUCUUCAUAAUAUGCCUUCGCCCAGCUAGUCCGUGAGCCUCACUUGUAAACAAACAUUAUCGGUUUCGCUGAUUCUUGUAUUUUCGUUUAGAUCUGUUAUCAUUUUCCCUGUUUGUGGCCACUGCUUUUCAAAUAAUGUUUUAUUUAUUGUUUCACUGCUACAAAAGUUGCAAAUAAAAAAAAAUAAAAUGUUUUUAAGAAA